CUCCUCUGUGUUUAUGGAAGUGGUUCAUAUGUAUUGUGUUACACGUGGGGCUUCACGAUUUAACUCGCGUUACUUAUCAACCGCGGUAAAGCUCGCCCGACUUCUUCCGACAUCAAUCACGAUGCCUGCACGGCUCUCAGUCUGCCCGCCUCCCCUCGCCUUGGCUGGGGCACACAUAAAUCGAGUCCCCGGCUUUUAGGCCGCAGCGGUGACUGGAGCCACAUUUCUUCCAGCUGUGCAGUAAUAGUGAGGGGUAAUUAUUAUUCACAUAUCACAGGCACUCAGUGCAAGCACUUGCUGAGGAGCUCUGGAGAAUAUUUACAAUGGAAUUGUUGCUGAGGAGAACCACUUUGCUCUUACGCCCAUGGAAAAUAAGAGCUUGGAGAUGCCACAAAAGCACCUUGGUGUCACCGUUACAAUCAGAAUCCCCUGAUCCAAAAACACAGCAGAGGCGCAUGAAUCCGUUGAAUAUACAGAUGCUUUCUAAAGGGUUACAUGAGCAGAUAUUUAGGGGUAAGCAAUACGAGUAUUGUGAAGAAAAUAUUCAAAAGGGCAUAAACCACUUGAAGACCCAUGACCUUUGGGGCCAAGGAACCUCUACUGUCAAUGAUGUAGAACUAAAACUGCCCACCAUGUAUGGAAACAAUAUUGAGGAGCACUUUCAGAUUUUGGCUCAGAAGCAAAGUUUUCCAUACUUGGAGGCAGCUAAUGAACUUUUGCAGUGUCAAAUACCAGACAUGCCAACUGAGUGGGCCUGGCAAGCUGGAUGGACCAAGUAUACAACAGAUGGACGGAGAGAGUUGGUGGACUUCCCAGAUGAAAGAGCAUUGGUCUUUGAUGUGGAAAUUUGCAUGUCUGAGGGUCAGUGUCCAACGCUGGCUGUAGCUGUUUCUCCUCAGUGUUGGUACUCUUGGUGCAGCAGAAGGUUAAUAGAGGAUCGAUACACAUGGUCUAACCAGCUUUCUCUGUCAGAUCUCAUCCCUCUGGAGACAUCAACAAAUGCCAACUGCAGUGUCAAACAUAACUGGACGGAGAGGCUGGUUGUAGGACACAAUGUCAGCUUUGAUCGCGCACAUAUUAAAGAACAAUAUCUUAUCAAAGGCUCAAAAAUGCGUUUUAUGGAUACUAUGAGCAUGCACAUGACCAUAUCUGGCCUAACUGGUUUUCAGCGGAGUCUGUGGAUGGCCAGUAAAUAUGGUAAAAAGAGGGGAGUACAGGAGGUAAAGCAACAUAUCCAGAAAAAUCAGAGGAAGUCUGAUGGCCCUGCAAUCAGUUCCUGGGAAUGGGUAAAUAUUAGCAGCAUUAACAACCUUGCUGAUGUUCAUGCCCUUUAUGUUGGUGGUCCACCACUGGAGAAGGAGGCCCGGAAUCUUUUUGUGAAGGGAAGCAUAAAAGAUAUUCGAUUAGAGUUCCAGGAACUCAUGAAAUACUGUGCCCUUGAUGUCAAAGCAACACAUGAGGUGUUUCUGGAAGUGUUCCCCUUAUUUAUGGAGAGGUGCCCUCAUCCCGUGACCUUAGCAGGGAUGUUAGAAAUGGGUGUUUCCUAUUUACCUGUUAAUCAGAACUGGGAGCGAUAUUUGGAUGAAGCCCAGAGCACCUAUGAAGAGCUCCAGAAAGAAAUGAAGAAGUCCUUAAUGAACUUAGCCAAUGAUGCCUGCCAGUUUCUUAAUGCAGAUGCAUACAAAGAAGAUCCAUGGCUUUGGGAUUUGGAGUGGGACACUCAAGAAUUCAAGCAGAAGAAAACAAAAGUCAGUAAAAAGCAAAAAGAAGCACAAGAAGGUUUAGAAAUUGCAUUAGGAAAUAAUCUCCUAUCAGAUCUACAUGAAGAUCCUGGACCACCUACUGAAGAACAGGAGUCCCAGCCUCCAAUCAGUAAGAUGUACUUAGAAAAUCUCAAAAACAAGACUUUACCUUCCUUACCAAAAAGAACGCAGCACUUGCCUGGUCAUCCGGGAUGGUACCGUAAACUUUGCCCUAAACUGGAUGAUCCUGAAUGGGUGCCAGGUCCAGGACUUAUUAGCCUUCAAAUGAGGUUAACACCUAAGUUAAUGCGUUUGACGUGGGAUGGCUACCCUCUGUACUACUCAGAAAAAUAUGGCUGGGGUUAUCUUGUUCCUGGAAGGAAGGACAACCUUUUGGCCAGUCCAGAAGAUGAAGAGGCUAUUCCGUGUCCUUACAGAGUUAUUGAAACCGUUUGCAUGGAAUACAAUAAAGGUAAAGAGAAUAUGAACUUGUCACAGGAGGCCUCCCUACAGGAUGAUUUUAUGCUGACAGAAGACCAGACCAUCUGGCAAAAGGUGGAGGAAUUAAGUCGAAUAGAAAUGGACCUUGCCUCUGAAGCAUCAACAACCAGCACAGUGAGGAAAAGAAACAACACUAUAUCAAAGCUACCUGGUGAAGUAGUUUCAGAGAUCGAAGACUCACCUGCUAAUCACCAUGGAAAUGGACCAUGUAAUGACGUCAAUGUAUCAGGCUGCUGGUUCUACAGACUGCCGCACAAAGAUGGCAUCACAAAUAACGUUGGCAGUCCUUUUGCAAAGGAUUUUCUUCCAAAGAUGGAAGAUGGCACCUUGCAGGCUUAUACUGGGGACACCAGCGCAACACGGGCUCUAGAAAUUAAUAAGAUGAUAUCAUUCUGGAGAAACGCUCACAAACGCGUAAGCUCCCAGAAAGUAGUAUGGCUGAAAAAGGGAGAGCUGCCGCGGAAUAUUAUCAGGAACCCUGAAUUUGAUGAAGACAAUAAGUAUGGAGCCAUCCUGCCUCAGGUGGUCACAGCUGGAACAAUCACACGCCGAGCUGUGGAGCCCACAUGGCUAACGGCCAGCAAUGCACGUACGGACCGUGUGGGCAGUGAAUUAAAAGCUAUGGUCCAGGUACCUCCUGGUUAUCAUAUGAUCGGAGCGGAUGUAGAUUCCCAGGAGCUGUGGAUAGCGGCGAUCCUUGGAGAGGCUCACUUUGCAGGACUUCAUGGUUGCACAGCUUUUGGUUGGAUGACACUGCAGGGCAAGAAGAGCAGUGGUACUGACCUGCACAGCAAGACUGCCUCCACUGUUGGAAUAAGUCGGGAGCAUGCAAAAGUAUUCAAUUAUGGUCGUAUUUAUGGUGCUGGGCAGGCUUUUGCAGAGCGCUUGUUAAUGCAGUUUAAUCAUCGUCUUACUCAAGAACAGGCAGCAGAAAAAGCAAAGCAGAUGUAUGCAGUGACAAAAGGAAUACGAAGGUACGUUCUGUCUGAAGAAGGAGAAUGGCUGGUGGAAGAGCUUGGAAUUAAAGUCUAUAGAGGAGAGGAGAAUUCUGUGAGCUUGCAGGAUGUGCGCAAAAUACAAAGAGAGGCAUCAAUGAAGUCUAGAAGGAAGUGGGACUUAGUAAAGCGGAAGAUAUGGACUGGGGGUACAGAAUCUGAAAUGUUUAAUAAGCUGGAGAGCAUUGCUAUGAGUUCUUCCCCCAGGACACCUGUCCUUGGAUGCUAUAUAAGCAGAGCAUUAGAACCGUCCGCUGUAAAAGGAGAGUUUAUAACAAGCAGAGUGAACUGGGCCGUACAGAGCUCGGCUGUUGAUUACUUGCAUUUGAUGCUGGUUGCCAUGAAGUGGCUUUUCGAGGAGUAUGACAUUGAUGGACGUUUCUGCAUCAGUAUCCAUGAUGAGGUGCGUUACCUGGUGCAGAGUGAAGACCGUUACCGAGGAGCAUUGGCUUUGCAGAUAACAAACCUUUUAACGAGGUGUAUGUUUGCUUAUAAACUGGGCAUGCAGGAUUUGCCACAAUCUGUGGCUUUUUUCAGUGCGGUAGACAUUGAUCAGUGUUUGAGAAAGGAAGUCUCCAUGGAUUGUGUUACUCCUUCAAAUCCGAGUGGCAUUGAAAAGCGAUAUGGAAUUCCCCAAGGUGAAGCAUUGGAUAUCUAUAAGAUAAUUAAAAUAACCAAGGGUAUACUGUCAAAAGGGUAACAAAACAAGAUCUUGAAGCCUGGAUCAUUCUUGACUCCCAUGGAGUUGUCCAUCCAUCAAAACCGGUCAAAGCCAUUAAGA
Pelobates fuscus (common spadefoot toad) is the source of this 4019-nucleotide messenger RNA. It is a transcript of the gene POLG, whose product is annotated as DNA polymerase gamma, catalytic subunit. The record is from RefSeq and is a predicted model, not a curated record. The transcript has 23 exons. Gene Ontology annotation, molecular function: DNA binding; 3'-5' exonuclease activity; DNA-directed DNA polymerase activity. Lineage: Eukaryota; Metazoa; Chordata; Amphibia; Anura; Pelobatidae. Bases 324 to 3938 code for a protein of 1204 amino acids. Gene Ontology annotation, cellular component: mitochondrion; gamma DNA polymerase complex. Gene Ontology annotation, biological process: mitochondrial DNA replication.